Molecule: messenger RNA, 4465 nt
Organism: Lycium barbarum (goji berry)
Lineage: Eukaryota; Viridiplantae; Streptophyta; Magnoliopsida; Solanales; Solanaceae
Product: protein kinase G11A-like
Exons: 2
Coding region: 1405-4317 (970 amino acids)
Biological process (GO): protein phosphorylation
Cellular component (GO): nucleus; plasma membrane; cytoplasm
Molecular function (GO): ATP binding; protein serine/threonine kinase activity
Source: RefSeq, a predicted model, not a curated record
CCCUUUUGCUUAGUCUUCUGAGUUAUCCUUCUAAUUUGCAUUGUUAAAAGCUAAAUAUUUCUUAAUUUGCUAGUUUUUGUAAAGCUUUGAACUUUUUAUUCAUAGUUUUGGAUACCCUUUUGCUUAAUCUUAGUAGGUCUUUUGAGCUGACCUUCAAAUUUGCAUUGAUUUCUUAGCUACAUAUUUAUUGAUUUCUAAGCUACAUAUUUUAUUGAUUUGCUAGUUUUGUUGAGGUUUCAACUUUUUGUUCAUAGUUUUGCACACCAUUUUGCUUAAUUCAGUGGGUCUUUUGAGUUAAAACCUUCUUUUGCAUUGAUUUCUAAGCUACAUUUUUUCUUGAUUUGCUAGUUUUGUCGAGCUUUGAACUUUUUAUUCAUAGUUUUGGAUACCCUUUUGUUUAAUUGUAGCGGGUCUUUUGAGUUGAACCUCUUUGCAUUGAUUUCUAAGAUACUACCUUUAUUUUCUUGCAUUAUUUUGUACUGAAACUUGCAAGUUUUUUCCCUUUUUGUGUCCUUAUGGGCAAGUAAUCUGUACUUACAAAAGUUUUUGCAUUUAGUUCUUUUGGACUUUCAUUGGCUUUCUUGUUGUUAUUCUUCAUUUUUCUAGUAUUUUCCUUAUUUUUAUUUUCAAGGAUGGGUGGUUAGCUAAGGUGGGUGGUUUGGAUUUGUGGGUUUGAAAGUUUUUUUUGUUUCAAUUCUCUUGCAGAAAUGGUGGAAGUUGAAUAGUACAUCCCGUAUUGAACCUAUUUUUUCUUGAAAGUUGAAAUCUUUAUCUUAUUCUGAACUUUUUUGGUGUACUUCAAUUGAAAUGGAUCUAUGCUAUCGAGUAUUGAUGUAUUUUCAUAGCUAAGUUAGGCUUCUACGGACACUUUGGAUCUUGAUCAAAAGCUAGUUUAUUCACACUGCCUAAGAGUUCUUUGAGAAAUCUAAAUCAUUUGAAGUUUACUAUGGGUCUAUGUGGAAUCUUGGCCUCAGAUUUUGGCCAAUGGUUAUUGAGAUCUUAGCAAUUGGGGUUCUUUACAGUUAUUCCCGAGAAGUUAUAUCCAAGCUCUUCAACAAGCGUCUUUUCUGUUAAAUGAAAUGCUUGAUAGUCAUCCAUCUUCUUAUCGGCAUGUUUUAUAUUACCUCUUUUGCGCAUUUAUUCUAAGCAUUUUAUAUGGCGAUGAUUCUGAUUUGUAAGGAAUAUACUAGCUGGUACUUAACUUACUUCAUAAUAGAAUUCAAUUAUCAUAACAGGUUAAAUGGUAGAUAGCAGCAUGAUUGAGUUGAGCACAUGGAGGGAUUGAAAAUUUGGAUUACAUGUGACAUCAUAUAAAUUUGGAUGCUUUUGUUUGGACUUCCAAAAUUAAUCCUUUUACCUUCUGGUUGCUGAGAGCGCUGUGAUUUGUCUGACCAGUUCUAAGUGAUGGGUUCAUAUUCGGGUAGCUGUGAAAUUAUAGAGGCGAAAGAUGAGCUGGAUUUGUUUCAACGUUCUGAAAGGUCUCCUCAAGUACGAGAACGAGGCAGAAAACAGAAGCCUCCUUUGGUUAGAAAAGGACCUAAUAAGUUUUUAGAGGAUGAUAUCAAUCAUCUUUUUGAAUCCAUCAAUCUAAGAUCGUCAAAGAGUCUUGAUUUGUCGGAUCACGUGAGAAGAGAUGCCUCGAAAAGGCCAAUGAGGGGCGGUGGAUCUCAUUCUCCAGGAAUUGGGUUUUCCGAGCCAGUUUCUCUAAAGCAGGCCUUACGGGGUUUAUGCAUUUCGCAGGCGGCAGAAAUGGCUACAAUGAAGCGGUUAUCCAAGCCACCGGGUUCUCCUAGCGUUUUAGACCCUGGAAGGAUUACAAGCUCUUACCGGUUUGCAGAUACAAGUGAAAGACUAGUACAAGAUGAAAGCACUUCAGGAAUAUUCAACAAAGUGCCGCAUUACCACCAAGAACUGUAUGUUAAAUCAGCAAACCAUAGUCCCCAUUCUUCUCCACGACUUGUUGUUAAGCCAUCCAUCUCAAUGCGCCAAAAUAACAGAAUAGUGCCAGCAGAAAGCUCGUCUAACUCUCUUCAGUCACCAGGUCAAAGUACCCUUUGUUCUCCUAAAUAUGUUAAUAAACAGACUAUUAAGAGUACAGAGUCCAUUGCCAAGCAAAACGAGAGAAUUUUUCCCGAAGAAAAUGUCCCAAACUCCGGUAAAAAAGUUUCUCAACAGCUUACACAAGCCAAGGUGAGGUUACCAAACCAAAACACUUUAUCUUCACCUAGACUUGUUGAUAAACUAGUUAUUAUGUCUGCUGAGUCAACUGUGCGGCGAAAAGAGAGGGUGGUGCCAGCAGAAAGCACGUCAAGCACUUCACAGAAGAUGUCUCGAUUACCAGACCAAAGUUUACUGUCUUCUCCUAGAUUGGUUGAAGCACCGAUUAUUCUGAGUUCUAACUCCCCUCGCCAGAAAAAGGAGAAUUCGUCUUUGUCGAAGCAUCAUGAGAUUACAUCACCACGAACUGUGUCAAAUAAGGAAGAAGUCCCAACUUCAGCUGCAUCCUCAUCUUCAUUUACCUCUGGUAAUGAUAAGCAUAAUCCCGGUAGAAGUGUGGAUACAUCAUUUAGAAUAGCGAACAAAAAAGCUCCUAAGCUGAGAAGAAAAGCCGUGUUGCAAAAUGUCUCUUCAUCCAGUGCCACGAGAAACAACAAGGAGAGCAAAUCAAAGCCAGCAGUCAAGAACAAGACCCUUGUCAAGAAGAAAGCAAAACCGGAAGCAACAGUAACAUCCGGCACUUUAAAUCUCACCUAUGAAGCAAAUGGUCCAAUGGAAUCACCUAACCAACUUGUCUGUCAAAAAUGUCAAUGUGCUCUCAAGAAUGUGGGAAACGAGUCUGGUAAGGAACCUGCAAUUCAAGGUUCUGGAUGUACAGCCACCGGAGCAAGUGAAAAUAGCAAUAAAUAUCAUGCUACUAAACCAGGCUUCGGCAAUAAUGGCCCAGUCUUGAAAGUCAACAAGGCAUCAAAAUCUAGAGAGCAAGGGGACUUUUCUCAGAGCUCAAAGAGUAGUAUUGGUGAUUACAGUUGUAGCACGACUAUCAGUGACGAGAGCAAUUUAAGUGGGUCCAGUACCGGCAAUAGGCCCCACAUGUCCAAAGAUGGAAGGUGGGAGGCUAUCAAUCAGGUGAGGAAACGUCACGGAUUCUUAGGGUUAAGUCAUUUCAAUUUAUUGAAGAAGCUCGGUUGCGGAGACAUUGGCAGAGUGUAUCUCGCUGAGCUGCUGGAAACUAACUGCUUAUUUGCAAUAAAAGUUAUGGAUAACGAAUUUUUGGCGAGAAGGAAGAAGCUUCCGAGGGCACAAACGGAAAGGGAGAUUUUGAGACUGCUAGAUCACCCUUUUCUACCGACCCUCUAUGCGCAGUUUACAUCAGAUAAUUUAUCAUGCUUAGUUAUGGAGUUUUGUCCAGGUGGUGAUUUGCAUGUACUCAGGCAGAAGCAACCGGGCAGAAAUUUUCCUGAAGCAGCAGCACGGUUUUAUGUUGCUGAAGUCCUCCUUGCUCUGGAGUAUCUACAUAUGCUUGGAGUCGUAUACCGGGAUUUGAAACCAGAAAACCUACUAGUCCGGGAAGAUGGUCACAUCAUGCUUACUGAUUUUGACCUUUCACUCAGAUGUUCAGUUAACGCCACUCUUCUAAAAUCAUCUUCACUGGGAGUAGAAGCCCCACGGAUCUCUGGUCCAUGCGCAGGAUCCAACUGCAUUGAUCCUUUUUGUGCGGGACCCUCAUGUCAAGUUUCUUGCUUUAGCCCUCGAAUUUUACCUGCCAAUGCACGAGCAAGAAGGGUAAAAGCGGAAGCUGCAUCUUUUAAAAGAUCAUUGCCUCAGCUUGUUGUAGAGCCAACAGAAGCGCGGUCCAAUUCGUUUGUUGGUACACAUGAAUAUUUGGCUCCUGAGAUCAUUAAAGGUGAGGGCCACGGGAGUGCUGUUGAUUGGUGGACCUUAGGUGUUUUUCUUUACGAGCUUUUAUAUGGGAAGACACCGUUUAAAGGUGCCGGAAAUGAAGAAACUUUAGCUAAUGUGGUCAUGCAGAACCUUAGAUUUCCCGAUAGCCCGCUUGUUAGUUUUCAGGCGAGGGAUCUAAUAAGAGGGCUUCUCAUGAAGGAGCCUGAGAGUCGAUUGGGAACGGAAACCGGAGCUGCUGAGAUUAAACGACAUCCCUUCUUCGACGGCCUGAACUGGGCAUUGAUACGUUGUGCCAUUCCACCAGAAGUACCUGAACUUUGUGACAUUGGAUUUCCAGAAGUAGCUUAUCAGGAGAAGAGCAAAAUGUUUUUAGAGUAUAGUUCCAAAGGGCAUUUAGAAUUUGAGCUGUUCUAGACUUCUAGUAAAGCUCUCUGUAUCACUAUAUGGUUAGGAUGUAUCCUCGGCAUCCACCCCUUGUAAUUAUACGCAUGUCAUAUAAAAUGCUGAGAAUAUGGGAAUUUUCUUCCACAUCACAAGAAUGAAAGUUACAUAGCAUGCCCGA